AUGACCACCUGCUGCAGCACAACCGCGCACAUUCCGGCGAGAGACCCUUCACCUGCUCCACCUGUGGCAAGAGCUUCAAGACGGUGGGUGCACACGAGUGAGAGGCCCUUCACCUGCUCCACCUGCGGCAAGAGCUUUGCCAAGUUGUUGGGGCUGCGGGUGCACCGGCGAGUGCACAGCAGUGAGCGGCCCUUCACCUGCACCGACUGCGGCAAAGGCUUCAAGUCGUUGCCAGAGCUGAAGCAGCACCGGCAUGUGCACACCGGGGAGCGGCCCUACACCUGCAAUGACUGCGGCAAGGGCUUCACCCGCUCCAGCAACCUGCUGUUGCACCAGCGCACCCACAGUGGCGAGCGCCCCUACACCUGCGCCCAGUGCGGUAAGGGCUUCGCCCAGUCCGGCACCCUGCUGGAGCACCAGCGCACCCACACAGGCGAGCACCCCUACACCUGCACCCAGUGUGGCAAAGGCUUCACCCGGUCCGGCAGCCUGCUGGCGCACCAGCGCACCCACUCCGGCGAGCGCCCCUUCACCUGCGUCCAGUGCGGCAAGGGCUUCACCCAUUCCAGCAGCCUGAUGAUGCACCAGCGCACCCACACUGGCGAGCGCCCCUACACCUGCACCCAGAGCGGCAAGGGCUUCAGAUCCUCCAGCAACCUGCUGGUGCACCAGCGCACCCACACUGGCGAGCGCCCCUACACCUGCGCUCAGUGCGGCAAGGGCUUCACCCAGUCCGGCACCCUGCUGUUGCACCAGCGCACCCACACUGGCGAGCGCCCCUACACAUGCACCCAAAGCGGCAAGGGCUUAAGCUCCUCCAGCCACCUGCUGAGGCACCAGCGCACCCACACUGGCGAGCGCCUCUACACCUGCACCCAAUGCGGCAAGAGAUUCACCCGCUCGACCUAUCUGCUGUCCCACCAGCGGGUGCACGCCGGCGACUGUCCCUUCACCAGCUCGAUCUCACCACCCGUCUGGCAAAUUGAUUAA
Molecule: messenger RNA, 990 nt
Organism: Amblyraja radiata (thorny skate)
Lineage: Eukaryota; Metazoa; Chordata; Chondrichthyes; Rajiformes; Rajidae
Product: zinc finger protein 239-like
Exons: 3
Coding region: 1-990 (329 amino acids)
Biological process (GO): regulation of transcription by RNA polymerase II
Cellular component (GO): nucleus
Molecular function (GO): DNA-binding transcription factor activity, RNA polymerase II-specific; RNA polymerase II cis-regulatory region sequence-specific DNA binding
Source: RefSeq, a predicted model, not a curated record